Haliaeetus leucocephalus (bald eagle) is the source of this 2300-nucleotide messenger RNA. RefSeq names its product motile sperm domain containing 2 (gene MOSPD2). NCBI's taxonomy places the organism in Eukaryota, Metazoa, Chordata, Aves, Accipitriformes, Accipitridae. The coding region runs from base 55 to 1608 and encodes 517 amino acids. The transcript is spliced from 15 exons. The record is from RefSeq and is a predicted model, not a curated record.
CAUUUCUGGCUGCCCCGCUCGCCCGCCCGCCGUCGGGGCGGCUCCGCCGGAUCCAUGGCUGAGCGACAGGACAAGGCCGCGCUGAUAAGCGAGACCAGGCGGCGUUUCGAGGCGGAGUACCUGGCAGAUAAAUCAGAAAAAUAUGAUUCUAGAGAUGUGGAAAGACUUCAGCAAGAUGAUAAAUGGGUUGAAAAUUAUCUGAUUUGGCGUCAUGAUGUUGUGGAUGAUACGUUAAAGAUGAUUGAUGAAAGCCUUCAGUGGAGGAAAGAAUAUACAGUUAAUGACUUGACAGAAUCUGUCCUUCCAAAAUGGUUAUUUGAAAAUGGUUCUCUCUUUCUGCAUGGAUAUGAUAAAGAGGGCUAUAAAUUAUUUUGGUUCAGAGUGAAACAUCAUACAAGAGAUCCUAAACAACAACUUGAGAAAAAGAAACUGGUAGCUUUUUGGUUAGAACAUUAUGCCAAGAGAGAUCAUGGAAAGCCCUUAACAGUGGUAUUUGACAUGGCUGAAACUGGAAUCAGUCAUAUAGACUUGGAUUUUGUUCGGUUUAUUGUCAACUGUUUUACAGAUUACUACCCAAACUUCCUCACAAAGAUAGUGAUCUUUGAAAUGCCAUGGAUAAUGAAUGCUGCUUUUAAAAUUGUGAAGGGUUGGCUUGGCCCAGAUGCAAUAAGCAUGUUAAAGUUCACUAACAAGAGUGAUGUACAGGAAUACAUCAGUGGAGAGUAUCUGCCACCUCACAUGGGUGGAACAGAUUCUUUCAAGUACAGUUAUCCUCCAUUGGUUGAUGAUGAUUUUCAAACUCCUUUAUGUGAAAAUGGGCCCAUUACUAGUGAAGAUGAGCAUGAAAGUAAAGAAGAGAUAGAUGCGGACACCAAGGAGUCUGGGGAGCUGAAUGAAGAACAAAAUCUUAAUCAGAAAAAGAUGAAUUCUAUAGAACAAAUUUCCAAAUCAGAGGAAACUGACAAAACAGAGAUCAAACCAAAAAAUGCAAAGAAAGCAUUAACCACUUUUAAAGGACCUUUAUUACAUAUCAGCCCAGCAGAAGAGCUAUAUUUUGGAUCCAAAGAAACUGGAGAGAAAAAAUGUUUGAUAGUUCUCACAAACGUCACUAAAAACGUAGUAGCUUUUAAGGUGAGAACAACUGCUCCUGAAAAAUACAGAGUUAAACCCAGUAACAGCAGCUGUGAACCUGGCACGUCACUGGAUAUAAUAGUCUCUCUUCAUGGUGGUUUCGCAGCUUCUCUGCAGGAUCGUUUCCUUAUAAUGGCAGCAGAAAUGGACCAGUCUUCUGGAGCAGGUGUACCAGAACUGACUCAGUUUUGGAAAGAAGUCCCUAGGACCAAAGUGAUGGAACACAGGCUCAGGUGUCAUGUCAUAGAAAGUAGUAAGCCUUCUUCUCUGACAUUAAAAGAGAAUGCAUUUAAUAUUCCAGCAAAAACCAAUGAAGAUUUACAUAUACAGCUAACUCGUUUACUGCAAAUUAAUAAAAGACUUCAAGAGCAGAUUGAUCGCUGCCUCUGGUUCCAGCAGUUGUCAGUUGUUUUAUCAUUACUAUCAGUCACUGUUGUUGCCUUCUGCUUCUACCUGGCAUAUACCCAGAGAAGCUAAAAGAAUUGCUGUGCGCUGGAUGCACUGCCUGUCAUGGUUGGUUGGAGUGGAAGAGAUUCCAGUGCUGCACUCGGAUUCUGGAACUGCCAAAACAAGGUUUCUGAGCCCACAAUAAUGAUACAAUUUGCUGAAAAAAAAGAAAUGAAUGACCAGCAAAGGAAAUUACUGAGAGUUCACACUUAGAACAGGGCAUGAGGAAGAUGUUAGAGCUAGGACUUAAUUUCACUGUACAACUCAAUAAAUACUACUGAACUGGAAGGACGAAACCAAAUACAGCAUAAUUUAAAACUGUUUAGGUUUUUUUUCCCCUCUCUUCAGCUACUUUAAAUACAGUAUUUAAUUUCUUUUUGUCAUAUUCAUUCUUACAUCCUGAAUUACUCUUAUGGAAGGUGCAAGCAGUCAACUUAGUGUAUUCUAAAGGUCAACCUGUUCAUUCAGGAAAAUUUAUGGAAAUUAUGUAGUACAGGCAGAUUUUUUUAUAUAAUCUAUGUACAUAUAAAGGAAGAUAUUUGUUAUUAGUAAUUAUUUUGGUAAUUCAGGCUCAUUGCUUUCAUUGGUUAAACUCCUUAUUUUUGUGCUUUUUCUGAAUGCAAAGUUAUUGUAAAUAUUUCCUACCAAAUGACAAACACACAGCCAUAUUGACCAGGAAUAUAACCCUUGUUUGAUUCCAAAGAUACUAAUGAAAUAUCAUA